This is a messenger RNA of Talaromyces atroroseus, 1182 nucleotides long. RefSeq lists its product as hypothetical. Bases 1 to 1182 code for a protein of 393 amino acids. The transcript has 3 exons. NCBI's taxonomy places the organism in Eukaryota, Fungi, Ascomycota, Eurotiomycetes, Eurotiales, Trichocomaceae. The record is from RefSeq and is a predicted model, not a curated record.
AUGGCAUUUGAAUACGAUCCAACGGAAGUUGCCCCUAAGGUGGUUGAGGUCCUGAGAGCCUUCUCUCUGCAUAUCCGAAAGGAAGGCUCUCACGAAGGCUAUGGAAAAGUUUUCGAUUCUGUCUUCGAUAGAGUGAAAGCAUAUAUUGCCGAAAAUGCGCCUAUUACAAUGGUCUUGCCUGCUUUCCCAUGGAAAAAUCCUAACCUCGAUAAAGUCAUAGGGUCAGGUCCGGAUCUAGGUGAAGAGCUGGGGCUUUCGAGAUUGAACGACAUUUGCCAAGAAAUCUCGAGGUUCUAUGUAUAUGGAGCUCGACUUAUGCUUAUAUGCGAUGUGCCGGUAUAUAAUGAUGUCGUUGGAAUCCCCGAUGAAGACGCCUAUGACUAUGGUCUGCAUCUUCGUGAGCUGGCCCAAGAAAAGAAGUUUUCCUCAAUUCAGUUCAUCCGAUUGAUGGAUUUGAUGGGCUUGGGAGACGGCGAAAAAAUCUCCAAAGCAGACUACUUAACGCUCGUUCCCACCGUCAGAGAGAAAUUGAUGUCUAGCGAGUAUUUUGAUCCAAAUUUCGAUAUUGAAACAGAGCUCCAGACAGACCCUGAUACCAAGGCCACGUUUAACGGGUUCUUCAGUCGAAUGUCAGAAGACUUGAAAUGGGGUAAAGGAUUUGAUGCUGCGGUCGCUGCCGGCCAGGCUGCAUAUGAUGCAGAGGUGGCAAGAGUAGUCAAAAUAGAGAUGCAACGUCUUAUUGCGUAUGAGAAGUUGAUCAACGUGACUCUGGGUAAUCAUAUCCGCCUGUCAAUCCAUCCUUCAAUAGGAAAGAAUAAGAUUUCCAUCCCUCUUCUUCCGCAUGAAGGAAAAUUCGGCGACAUGCCUUGGCAUGCUAGUGUCUUGGUGCUUUCCAAUGGCGAGAUUAAAACAGGAGAUGCAAAAGAUUUUCGCGAUCACUACGAGAUAGUUAACAAAAAUGGUCGGCCAUACUACUUCCGCGAACGGAGCACACUGUACGACUGGUCAGUGCCGGUUGAGAUUCAGCAUUCAUAUAAGGAAGUGCUCAUCAAGAAUCCUGGAGAGGGUGAACAACUACUGCAGUUGGAGGAUCGAUUGAAGCUCGCGCGUUGCAUUGUAUUACACAAGGGUCAAACAGUCCAUGUGGAAGGAUUUACCAUACCAGAAGGCCAGGUUGCAUAG